Messenger RNA from Python bivittatus (Burmese python), 2633 nucleotides. RefSeq names its product glyoxalase I (gene GLO1). The record is from RefSeq and is a predicted model, not a curated record. NCBI's taxonomy places the organism in Eukaryota, Metazoa, Chordata, Lepidosauria, Squamata, Pythonidae. Gene Ontology annotation, molecular function: lactoylglutathione lyase activity; metal ion binding.
UGGAUGUAUCCUACACGACGGAUUUGCCCUAUUUGCAUUCUUCGCCUCUAUUGGCUGGAGAGUCUCCUCGCCCAUUCUUCUCGUCGCCCCAAUAAUACGCGGUGUGGAGGGGUGCAAUUCGGUGCGGUUGUGUGACUCCGUGGUUGCAGCAUGUCGGAGCAAGGCGAGUUGAGCGGUCUGACCGACGAAGAAGCCUAUAGCGCCUGUUCUGACCCUCAUCCCAGCACGAAGGACUUUCUUAUGCAACAGACAAUGCUAAGAGUAAAAGAUCCUAAAAAAUCGCUGGAUUUUUAUACUAGAAUUCUUGGGAUGACUUUACUUCAAAAAUUUGACUUUCCUUCUAUGAAGUUCUCCCUCUACUUUUUGGCCUACGAAGACAAAAAUGAUAUUCCCAAAAAUGGUAAGGAGAGGGUAGCAUGGACCUUUUCUCAGAAGGCCACAGUGGAACUUACACACAACUGGGGCACUGAAAAUGAUGAGAAUCAGGCUUACCACAAUGGCAAUUCAGACCCCAGGGGAUUUGGUCACAUUGGAAUUGCUGUUCCUGAUGUAAAUGAAGCUUGUAAAAGAUUUGAAGAACUGGGAGUGAAAUUUGUGAAAAAACCAGAUGAUGGUAAAAUGAAAGGUCUGGCUUUUAUUCAGGAUCCUGAUGGCUACUGGAUUGAAAUCCUGAAUCCUAAUCACAUGGUGACUUUAAUCUAGGUUAGAAACAAUAAUGUACUGUGAGCGCUCAUCAAGAUACUUUUUUAACAUUUGAGACUUCUUUAAGGGAAAACAAUUGAUGUAAUCAGGAAAAAAAAGAGUAUAGCAAGCUGAUCCUGCAUUCUGUUUCUCCUCUUCCCACUUACUUUAUCAAUUUGGUUCUUAACUUGGACAUUUUUAGCAUAACACAGUAGAAUUCAGACUCUUUUCUACACUACAAUUUGGAGGUUUGGAAGUGAGCGGCAGUGAACUGAUUUUCUCAUACACCUUUCUCUUUUCCUUGUUUUGUGUGGAAGGGGAGAUGGGAAGCUCGAUUUUUUGCUUUGUGGCAACCAAUUACCCAUUCAAUUUGAAGACAGAAUAUUCUAGUAUAUAUAUAUUUUUUGUCCAUGUAAACCUGUGGUGUUAUUAAGAUCUCUAUCAUAGUUUGAAUUUCCAAAUGUAUAACAGGAAAACCAGAAGUUUCAGCUUGCUUUUUAGAAAUUUACUUCUGUCUCCACUAAGCAGUGAUCUCUUGGGGUAGAACAACCUUCAAAACUUUGUUUUUUUAACGGUGAACCACAAUUAGUGCAAAUCAUGCCUAAGUGAAAUAAGGUCAACUUUAAAAGGAAGAAACAUUGUUUUGCCAUGGUGCCUGAAUGCAAUCAUAUGUUCUGAAAUUUGUCUUCUGGAGAAAUGUUUAUCAUAGACCCCUUUUCAUGGUUGGUGAAUUCUGUAGCACAAUACAAAUAGAUUCUUGCUCCUAGUCUAAAUAAAGGUUGCUCUAUUUGCAUCAUUUUAAAGUGCUGACAGAAGAUCAAAAUGGCAGUUCAAAUCUUUUUUUUUCCUGGAAGAAAAUGGAAAAUAUUAAAUAUUUGCACACUGGGCAAAAAUACUGAAGUCGUACUCUUUUUUUAUUCUGUAUUGGUAAAGCUGAUUCUGAUUUUGUGGACUCUUGUUUAUGCUUCUUUAUAUUUGGCACUAGGAAAAAUAAUUUCAGGACCUGUUGGGGAAAAAAUAAUUUAAAGUCCGUCUUAAAAGCAACUCUUCUAUAGAUAAAAGAAGUCUGUGGAAGUCUAUUCCAUCCUUCACCAGUCUGUACAUCCUCCAGAUAUGCUGACUAACUCCUAGGAACUUUCAACAAUGGCCAUGCUGGCUUCCACACAUUGGAAGGUUCCCACAUUUGGAAAGGGUGGUCUUUUUAAAAGUAAACCACCAAGAACUUCAUUGGGAUGUUACCUCCAAUAAGUAUAAGAAAGCCUCAUACUAUAUUGCUAGAGCCCUGUUGGUGACUUUGGCCCUGUUCAGUGUGUUGUGGAUAAGUAGGAAUACAGGACCCCUGACCUGCAUGUGUUGAGCAUUAUUCAUUCAGGUAAAACUCCUUGCACAAUUGGGAAAUCUUGAGUUUUGGCUUAAAGGUUUAUACGUAACAUUCCAGCAAAAAUCAGUAGAAGGUUUCUAUAGACCUUUGUAAUCAACAUGGGAAAUCAGAGCCAGAGUGGGACUGUCAUAGAGUAUGUGACCCUGUGUUUGUUAGUGUGCUUGCUGUAUCCUAUUUAGGCAUGCCUUAAGGCAUUUAAAAAUACUUCCAGAAGAGAGUUUCUGAAGUCACUGAAUUGCACAACUUUUAAAUAAAAUACUAUAGAGGAAAUAGAAAAAUACAGUUAAAGAUGAGCAAGGAGUGUCAUAUUUCAUGUGAUGCUUCACUGAUACUGAUGUUGGUAGCUAGCACUUAAAGUGGAGUGGAUGUUAUGACAUUUUUUUCAGGUGGGCUUUGACUACACACUACUGUAACCCCCUGUUGGGCACUGGGAACUACGUGAUUUGCAAACACUUCUAAAAAUAUAUGAUUAUAUUUGUUUGUACCUUACUGUGAAAAAAUAAAUAAAUGGAGGUGACUAGUAUUUCAUAUACUUUGGAUUUAGAGUAAAUAAAUGUGCUGUUUGCUUGCA